Messenger RNA from Diplodia corticola, 1755 nucleotides. RefSeq names its product histone acetyltransferase subunit. NCBI's taxonomy places the organism in Eukaryota, Fungi, Ascomycota, Dothideomycetes, Botryosphaeriales, Botryosphaeriaceae. The transcript has 2 exons. Gene Ontology annotation, biological process: regulation of DNA-templated transcription. The coding region runs from base 1 to 1755 and encodes 584 amino acids. The record is from RefSeq and is a predicted model, not a curated record.
AUGCCGUCGGAAACACCACAGCCCUCGCUGCACCACCACCAAGACCCCCCGCCCCCGCUGCCCGCCCAGCAGCACGCGUCCGCCGCGUCGCACCCGCCGAGCAAGCCCGCCGUCGCCUCGCCGGCCGCGUCCGCUGAGCCUGCGCAACAGCGCUCUAGUGCAGGCAAUGGCGUAGCCGACAGCCCGCCAAAGCCGCCCUCCACAGACAUCGCCGCCGCGAGCAGUCCCCAGCCUCGCAAACACAAUCCGCCCCCCGCCCAGGACCCUGCCAGACGCCCCGACGCCCACGGUACGCCCCAGGCUGCCUCGCCCCCGCUGCGCCAGAACACGCCCUCGUCCCUGUCGGCCCAACACGCCGAAAAAUUAGACUCGGCCGCCCACAGGCACAAGCGCAGCAGCUCGUCCGCCCGCCCAACGCCCUCGCGCACCCCAACCGGCCAGAGCAGCAUUCCCAUCGAGCUCAUCCCCGCCGAGCUGCGCGGCGACUUUGCCCCCGGCGUGUGGGAGCCUGCCAACCAGAAGCGCCGCACCCACAGUCGCAACGUCUCGCUCGCCGAGCCCAAGUCGUCCGACGAGGAGGACAACGCCCGCAAUCGCCGCAAGACGUCGCAGCCGCUCUCCCAGACCAGCGCCACCGCCGGCCGCAAGCGCAGCGCUCCCGAGACCACCACCUUGCCCCACCGCGCCAGCAGCGGUGGCGUCGCCGACGACAGCACCAACAUCGCCGCUUCUUCUUCUGCGCGCAAGAAGACCACCGCCCAACACAUUAACCACUCGCACAGCCACAGCACCAGCGCCGCCGCCCACCAUCUCCAUCGUCCGCCCGCCGCCCGCCACCAACACGCCCAGUCGCUGCCUCACAUCGACACCUCCGCUCCUGCCAGCAGCCGCCACCGCCGCACCGCCACGCUCAAUUCGACCCCCACCACGCCCUACUCAGCCAUGGUCGGCCUGUCGGACAAGAAGCGCGUCAAGGGCGUGAAGAUAACCCGCGCCUUCCGCAUUGGCUCCGAGGCCUGGAAGUUGGACGAGAAGAACCGGCCGCCCGGCAUCCCCGAAGACCACACCACGGGAUGGCGCGUGUACGUCGAGAACGUGGAUGGCGGUCCGGACAUGAGCACCUGGCUGAACAAGGUGCAAUUCAGCUUGCACGAGACGUAUCCGAACAACAAGAGGAUGAUCGCCAACCCGCCCUUUGAGGUGCGCGAAACCGGCUGGGGCGGCUUCACCGUCGAGAUCCGGCUCUACUUCCAGCCCUUCGUCGGCGAGAAGCACGCCGUCCGCUCGCACUACCUCUACCUCGAGCCGUACGGCCCGCCCGAGACGGCCGAGCGCCAGCGCGCCGCCAACCUCGUCAAGGCCGAGAUCCUCGACUUCGUCGAGUUCAACGAGCCCACCGAGGUGCUCUACGCCGCGCUCACGGACGAGGACCGCCAGUGGCCGCCCGAGGGCGCGGGCGCGGGCACGGGCAGGGGCAAGGGCAAGGGCGCCGCCGCCGCCGCCGCCGCCCAGGCCGCCGCCCAGCGCAGGGCCGCCGGCCAGGAGGACCGCAGCGUCGAGCUGCCCGACCGCGGCACCGAGCGCAACCCGUACAGCAAGCAGAUGGAGGAGACGUUCAUCCGCCUGUUCAAGCAGGCCGAGGUCGACGUGGACAAGCAGCUCGAGGAGCUGACGAAGCGCAAGGAAAAGGUCGAGGCGAGGAGGAGGGACUUGAUCGCGAGCGGGGAUUUGGAUGUGGGGAAGAAGAAGAAAUGA